AUGGACGACGAUUUUGGCGCCGACGCCGAGUUUUUGGAUGCCCUGGCUUCCUCAGCCGAUGCCAUCACUUCUUUGAAUAGCAACAAAACCAACAAACAACCACUACCACCACCACCACCACUACCACCGCCACCGCAACAACAGCGACCCCCGGGCCCGCCCGCCUUUCUCCCACUCAAAAUCCAACAACCCACCCCCCAGCGAGUAGAAAAACCACCACCACCGCAACGGCACGCCUCCACCGCGUCAGGUCCCCCAAAAAUAGUCCAACCAACCCCCCAACUUCUCCCCUCCCGAGCCAGCGGCUCGGGGUCUUCAAUCCUCGUAUCCCCGCGGCAAAAAGGGAACCCAGUGCUAGCCUGCAUAAAGUCCAUACCGUGGGAGUACUCAGACAUACCAGCCGACUAUGCCCUCGGGGCGACCACCUGCGCCCUUUUCCUGAGCCUUAAAUACCACCGCCUCCACCCAGAAUACAUCUACACCCGCAUCCGCCUCCUCCAACAAAGGUUCCUCCUCCGGAUCUUGUUGGUGCUUGUCGACAUUCCCAACCACGAGGAUUCCCUCCGCGAGCUCUCCAAGACUUCCCUUGUGAAUAACGUCACUGUAAUUUUAUGUUGGUCGGCGGCCGAGGCAGGGCGGUAUCUCGAGCUGUAUAAAAGCUAUGAGCAUGCGAGCGCGGCGGGGAUAAAGGGGCAGCAGGCGACGGGGUAUGCGGAGAGGUUGGUUGAGUUUGUGACUGUGCCGAGGGUGGUGAACAAGGCGGAUGCGGUGGCGCUGGUGGGGACGUUUGGGAGUUUGAGGGGAGCGGUUAAUGCUGAUGUGGAGACGCUGGGGACUGUGGGGGGGUGGGGGGAGAGGAAGGUUAAGGCUUGGAGGAGGGCAGUGGAGGCUCCGUUCAAGGGGAGGAAAAGGGAGGGGGGAAAGGGGGUGUUGAGGGGGGCGGUUUCUAUCGGGGGGGUGCCGAGUGGUGGUGGUGCUGGAAGGGGGACGCAAGGGGUGAGGGGGGGGAGGGGGGGAGGGGUGAGGAAGACGAGUGGGGGGGCGGUGAGGAGGGUGGGGAAGAGCUUGGAAGUGGUGGGAGAGGUGAGGUUUGGGAGUGAUGAUGAUGAGGAUGAGGAUGAGGAGGGGGAGGAGGCCAUGAGGGUGGUUGAGGGGGGGGGACGGGGGCAGCAAGGGGUGAGUCAGGCUGCGGCGAGUUCGAGUUCUGCUCCGGCUCCGGCUCCCGCUCCCGCUGCGAAGAGGAAGGAGCCUGAGCUCAGUGAGGGGAUUGCUGCUGCGUUGGCAAAGCUCAGGAACAAUGGUUAG
Molecule: messenger RNA, 1305 nt
Organism: Podospora pseudopauciseta
Lineage: Eukaryota; Fungi; Ascomycota; Sordariomycetes; Sordariales; Podosporaceae
Gene: RAD10
Product: ssDNA endonuclease and repair protein rad10
Exons: 1
Coding region: 1-1305 (434 amino acids)
Biological process (GO): UV-damage excision repair; mitotic recombination
Cellular component (GO): ERCC4-ERCC1 complex; nucleus; nucleotide-excision repair factor 1 complex
Molecular function (GO): single-stranded DNA binding; damaged DNA binding
Source: RefSeq, a predicted model, not a curated record